AUGGAAGUAGCACCUCAUUUGCCGGCACACGCCGCUUCACAACGUGCAAUAGAAAGACAGAGAAAACGCACGCAGCUGCCAUACCCAAAUCCGCAGAACAUUGCGGAGAUAACAAUUCCUGAACCUCUUCAAACGACAACAAGAGGGCAAAAUUUCGUCUUGUGGGAUUUCGGACCGACUGACGUUUACAGAAUGAUGAUGUUCGGAACAAUGGAUAAUAUCAAUCGUCUACAGCAAAAUGAACAUUGGUUUGUGGAUGGAACUUUCAGAGUUGCACCAGUAAUCUUCUAUCAGGUAUUUACAAUUCAUGCUUUAAUAGAUAACAAGGCAGUGCCGUUAGUUUAUUGCCUCAUCCAGGAUAAGACCGAAGCAACCUAUAUCAGAGUUUUUGAGAAAAUUGUGGAACUUUUACCUACCGUGAAACCAGUGAGCAUCAUGUCUGAUUUUAAGAAAGCCACACAGAAUGCAAUUCAGCACGUGUUUCCCAAUGCACGUCUUGUUGGUUGUCUAUUUCACCUAGGCCAAUGCCUCUGGCGAAAAGUGCAAGAUUUAGGCUUAUCGCAACUGUAUCACGACAACGAGGAAUGUCGAAUGAUAGUGAAGAUGCUGCUUGCCUUAAGUUGUGUUCCUGUAAAUGAUGUCUGUACUGCAUUUGAGCAUUUAGUAGAAUCUAGUCCUGUAGACAUUAUGCCACUGGUAGAUUAUUGGGAGGAUAGUUACAUAGGGAGGCGAAGGAGAAACCGUCGAGGUGACCCAGCUUUGUCUUGCUAUUUGGAAUGUCCAUAA
This is a messenger RNA of Physella acuta, 786 nucleotides long. RefSeq lists its product as uncharacterized. The record is from RefSeq and is a predicted model, not a curated record. Lineage: Eukaryota; Metazoa; Mollusca; Gastropoda; Physidae.